AUGAUGGCAAAUAUCUACCUAAAUUAUCAUAAAAUAAAGUUCUAAAAUAAUAUGAUCUUGUAGCAAUAAAAACUUAAAAUGAAAAAAUAUUUCAUAGUUUAUGUAUAGAAUAUGAUUGCAAAUUUAAUAGGAAUAAAAGGUUUUGAUUGCAUUACGAAAAAUCCAUAAACAUGUUUAUAAAGAGCAAAUUAUAGAAAAAAAUAUGCAGGAACUAUUUGUAAAGCUAGUAACGAAGAUAUUUUUAUUUUUGAAUAAAGAAAAAAUAUGAAUAAGACUUAUAAGUUUGAUAUGGAUUUUUUUUAAGAUAAAAAAUAAGAACUUGAAGAAAACUUAUAUAACUAAUUAUUUAGUGCACUAAAAUAUGAAUUUUAAAAAAAAGAGACUGUUUUGUAUUUUAAUGGGCAAGUAGCAAAUAAAUUUUAUAUAAUAUUAAAAGGAGCUUGUUUAUUAUAUAUGCUUAAAAAUACAGAAGAAGAUUAAAUUUUAUAAGAAGAAACAGAGUUUCUUAAAUUAAAAGAAAAAAACGAUGAAAGCAAUGACGAUGAAUUUAAUACUUUUAUAAAUUGUUGUUUCUAAAAUCAUUAUUAAAUUGGAAAAUAUGUAUAAGGAGAUUCUUUUGGAGAUAUAUAAAUAACUAAUAAAUAAUAUAGAAUUGGUACUGCUGUAUGUUCAUAAGAUUGUAGUUUUGUUACCUUAAGUGAGUUUUUUUAAAUUUUAUUAAACAAAAUAAUUGCUUGA
Molecule: messenger RNA, 738 nt
Organism: Ichthyophthirius multifiliis
Lineage: Eukaryota; Ciliophora; Oligohymenophorea; Hymenostomatida
Exons: 11
Source: RefSeq, a predicted model, not a curated record